CUGACCUCCGUAGGAAGACGGUUGGUUUACCGCUGUGGUGGAGGAAGCAUAUCUCAUCCGAUUCGACGACGAGGGGAGAUUCCGCUGCCACUGUUGUUAACAGCGAGCAUAUCUGUAUUAUCUCACAGGCCCUUUUUCCUCCUCGCCUGCCCUCGUCAUACACCUGCAUCAAUCGUUCACCGCUGGAGAAAAAAAAAAAUAAAAAAAAAUAAAAAAAAAGCGAGGCGAGAGGAGACGCGCGCGCACGCGCACACACGAGCACAUCAAGGCGAGCGCGAGAGUGCUGUCUGCUGUCCCCUUUGUCCUUAUCGCCUCCCCUCCUCCCUCUCUGGUUCUCUCGCCGCGCCUAUUGGCUCUCCGCCACGCCCCGCAUCUUUUCUCGCCCCCUACCUCUGUUCCUUCUUUUGCCUAACCUUUCCCCUUUUCUCUCCACCGCUUUUGACUGAUUUGUCCUCUCCUCCUCCUCCUUUGGGAUGCGCGUGCUCCGCUCUUGGGAUUUCAGACACAGAUUGGAAGCAGCGGCGGUAGAGAAGUUACCGAUUCCAUCCUUGUCGCCAUCAAGACGCCGUGGUUCGUGGAGAGGUGCUGAAGCAGCGGCGGCAGAGAAGUUACCGAUUUCAUCCUUGUCGCCAUCAAGACGCCGAGGUUCUUGGAGAGGGGCUGCUCGCUGAUGACGAUGACCUCCUCCAAGAAGAAGUCGCCCUCUUCGGGGCGCUACGAGUCGGAGCAUGUGAUGAACUACAGAGGAGGCUCGGUCCUCGGCAAGAAGACCAUCCUCAAGAGCGAUCACUUUCCCGGCUGCCAAAACAAGCGGUUGACCCCCCAAAUCGAUGGCGCCCCCAAUUAUCGCCAGGCUGGUUCAUUGCAUGUUCAUGGGGUUGCUAUACCUACAAUAGAUGGGAUCCAGAAUGUACUUAAUCAUAUUGGAGCAAAACAAGACUUAAAGAAAAAAGGUGUCCUGUGGCACAAUCUUCGAGAAGAGCCUGUUGUCUACAUCAAUGGCCGCCCCUUUGUCCUACGAGAUGUUGAAAGGCCUUUCUCCAAUCUUGAGUACACGGGAAUCAACAGGGCUAGAUUGGAGCAAAUGGAAUUUCGGCUGAAAGAAGACAUCUUGCGAGAAGCUGCGCGUUAUGGGAAUAAAAUCCUUGUAACUGAUGAACUGCCAGAUGGCCAGAUGGUGGACCAAUGGGAACCAGUGAUGCAUAACUCUGUCAAAGCACCUUUAGAGGUGUAUGAAGAGCUACAGGAAGAAGGAUAUCUUGUUAAUUAUGAGCGUAUUCCUAUUACAGAUGAAAAAUCCCCAAAAGAAGGAGAUUUUGAUGAUUUGGUGCAUACAAUCUCUCAAGUCAAUUUAGACACAGAAAUAGUUUUUAACUGUCAGAUGGGGCGAGGACGAACAACGACUGGUAUGGUGAUAGCUACUCUGGUAUAUCUCAACCGAAUAGGGGCAUCAGGUAUUCCACGGACUACUUCAAUUGGAAAAGUCUUUGCUUCUGAUGGUGAUGUUACUGACUAUCAACCAAACUCUGAAGAAUCAAUAAGGAGAGGUGAAUAUACUGUAAUAAGAAGUUUAAUUCGUGUCCUAGAGGGUGGUGCAGAAGCCAAAAAGCAAGUGGAUAAAGUCAUCGACAAAUGUGAUUCUAUGCAGAACCUAAGAGAAGCUAUUGCUACAUAUCGCAAUAGCAUUCUUCGCCAACCAGAUGAGAUGAAGAGGGAGGCAUUGCUUUCAUUUUUUGUUGAAUAUUUGGAACGCUACUACUUCCUCAUCUGCUUUGCUGUCUACGUCCACACAGAGAGAGCUGCUCUUCAUUCGGUUUCAUCUGAUCAAAUAAGUUUUUCUGAGUGGAUGAGGGCAAGGCCUGAACUUUAUAGUAUACUUCGCCGGUUGCUACGGAGAGACCCAAUGGGUGCUCUUGGCUAUUCAAGCUUGAAGCCUUCUUCAACAAAGAUUUCUGAAUCUACUGAUCACAGUCCAUAUGACGUGGGUGUGGUUGCUGCUAUGAGGAAUGGUGACGUUCUCGGAAGUCAGACAGUUUUAAAAAGCGAUCACUGUCCUGGUUGCCAGAAUCUUAGUUUGCCGGAAAGAGUGGAUGGUGCACCUAAUUUUCGGGAUGCUACUGGGUUUCCAGUUUAUGGUGUUGCGAAUCCCACAGUCGAUGGUAUUCGAGUCGUUGUUCAGCGAAUCAGAAGUAAAGGCGGACGGUCAGUUUUAUGGCAUAAUAUGCGAGAAGAGCCAGUUAUCUAUAUAAAUGGGAGGCCUUUUGUGUUGCGUGAGGUGGAAAGGCCAUACAAAAACAUGCUGGAGUACACAGGAAUUGAUCGUGAGAGGGUUGAGAGAAUGGAAGCUCGGUUAAAGGAGGAUAUUCUUCGGGAGGCAGAGUUUUAUGGUGGUACAAUUAUGGUGAUUCAUGAGACAGAUGAUGGGCAAAUAUUUGAUGCAUGGGAACAUAUAGAUGCUGAAUCUAUUCAAACUCCAUUGGAUGUCUACAAACAUUUAGAAGCCGAAGGUCUUCCCAUUAAAUAUGCACGUGUGCCGAUUACUGACGGUAAAGCUCCUAAAAGUUCAGAUUUUGACGAAAUAGCAUCAAACAUUGCUUCAGCACCCAAGGAUACAGCUUUUGUGUUUAAUUGCCAGAUGGGCCGCGGCAGGACAACUACGGGAACUGUAAUUGCAUGCCUCGUGAAGCUUCGCAUUGAUCAUGGAAAACCUAUUAAAAUGCAGCAAGAUGACACGUACCACGAGCACUUGGACAUUGGCUCCUCAAGUGGUGAAGAAUCCAUAGGUGAUAACGGACCACCUAUUUCAGAUCUACUGAAAUCUGUGGAUGGAAAAGAACCACGUUGUACUUUUGGAAUUGAUGACAUCCUUCUAUUAAGGAAGAUAACAAGAUUAUUUGACAAUGGAAUUGAGUGCAGGGAGGUUUUGGAUGCUAUUAUUGACAGAUGUUCAGCUUUGCAGAAUAUACGUCAAGCAGUGCUACAGUACAGGAAGGUUAUCAAUCAACAGCAUGUGGAGCCAAGAGUAAAGAGGGUUGCGCUAAAUCGUGGUGCUGAGUAUUUGGAACGUUACUUCAAGUUGAUUGCUUUCUCAGCAUAUCUUGGAAGUGAAGCAUUUGAUGGUUUCUGUGGGCAAGGUGAAACUAAGAUCUUGUUCAAAACUUGGCUGCACAGGAGGCCAGAGAUCCAGACAAUGAAAUGGAGCAUCAGAUUACGACCUGGGCGGUUUUUCACUGUUCCUGAUGAUUCAAAAGCAUUUUAUGAAGCUCAGGAUGGUGAUGUGGUGAUGGAUGCAGUAGUCAAGUCUCGCAAUGGGUCUGUCUUGGGAAAAGGUUCCAUACUUAAAAUGUACUUCUUUCCUGGACAAAGAACUUCAAGCUGCAUGCAGUUUAAGGGUACACCACAUAUAUAUAAGGUGGAUGCUUAUCCAGUGUAUAGUAUGGCAACUCCAACAAUUGAUGGUGCAAGAGAAGUUUUAUCCUAUCUAGGUGCUGGUGAUCCAGCUAGCAUGAAUCAUGGUCAAAAAGUUAUCAUUACAGAUCUGAGAGAGGAAGCUGUUGUUUACAUUAAUGGUUCACCCUUUGUUCUUAGAGAAUUAGAUAGGCCUGUUGAUACACUCAAACAUGUUGGGAUUUCUGGUCCACUGGUUGAACAUAUGGAAGCAAGGUUGAAGGAGGAUAUAUUUGCUGAGGUAACUCAAUCUGGUGGCCAAAUGCUUCUGCAUCGUGAAGAGUAUAAUCCAGUUUCAAAUCAGAUAAGUGUGAUUGGUUACUGGGAAGAGAUUUCAUUAGAUAAUGUGAAGACUCCUGCCGAAGUAUUUGCAGCAUUGAAAGCUGAUGGCUAUAGAAUUGAAUAUAAAAGGAUACCUCUUACAAGAGAAAGGGAAGCAUUAGCUGUGGACGUUGAUGCAAUACAAUAUUGCAAGGAUGAAUUUGCUAGGUAUUCCCUUUUCAUUUCACACACUGGCUUUGGUGGGGUUGCGUAUGCAAUGGCUAUUACAUGCCUUGGCCUCAGUGCUGACAUGAAAUUCGCAUCGGAGCAGACAGUCGAGACACACUUUGUGUCAACUUCACCCUUUCAAACCUUGCCUUUUCAGUCAUCUGGAGAAGAUGCUUUAAAACAGGGUGACUACCGUGACAUUCUAAGCCUCACUAGAGUGCUGGUUUAUGGUCCAAAGAGCAAAGAUGAGGUUGACAUGAUAAUUGAAAGGUGUGCUGGUGCUGGGCAUUUACGAGAUGACAUUUUGCACUAUAAGAAAGAAUUUGACAAGUGUCCUAGUGAUGAUGAUGAGAGUAGGUCAUACCUCAUGGAUAUGGGCAUUAAAGCUUUAAGGCGAUACUUCUUCCUUGUCACCUUCAGGUCUUAUCUUUAUUGCUCUUCUCCAACUGAAACAAGCUUUUCGGCUUGGAUGGAGGCCAGGCCUGAACUUGGUCAUCUCUGUGAUAACCUGAAACUUGAUUAGUAACUAACAUUUCAUCCUCCUGUGAAAGUUUUAUAUGAACAUGAUGCCAGCGAAGUUGUUCAAAAUAAGAAGAUUAGAAGGUAGAGAACACGAAGCAAACACAAGAAAGAAAGGGCUAUUCUUGUAAAGCAUUAGUGUAAUCCAAACUAUGAGUGUACAGUGGCUUUAUAUUAGUGACCCGGUGCUGCAUGGUGCAGCAACAACCUUUUUCUGACCAUUCUAAUUGCUAUAGGAGGUUUAAGAUAUAGAAAAGCAUCCAUAGCAAUAACCCGGUGUUGUAAUGAACGAUGAUGACUCAUCUCCGAAGUUGUCCAUUCGUUAUGAUUGUGCUAUAGGUCAAUAUGUUUGUUUAAUGCAUUGUUGAAGUUAUAUAUAUAUAUGGGUUACUCAA
Molecule: messenger RNA, 4850 nt
Organism: Musa acuminata subsp. malaccensis (wild Malaysian banana)
Lineage: Eukaryota; Viridiplantae; Streptophyta; Magnoliopsida; Zingiberales; Musaceae
Cellular component (GO): cytoplasm
Molecular function (GO): protein tyrosine phosphatase activity
Source: RefSeq, a predicted model, not a curated record